Molecule: messenger RNA, 621 nt
Organism: Lolium perenne
Lineage: Eukaryota; Viridiplantae; Streptophyta; Magnoliopsida; Poales; Poaceae
Source: RefSeq, a predicted model, not a curated record
AUGGAUCACACGCAAACCUUACCUGACGACAUGCUCGCCAGCAUCCUGCGCCGCCUCCUACCGCGCGGCCUCGCCGCCUCCCGCUGUGUGUGCAAGGCGUGGCUCGCCGUUGUUGACACCCACGGGAUGUUGCUCCCGCACGUCCUCCCGCACUCGGUGUGCGGCCUCUUCUUCAACUACGUCGACUACCAUCGCCUGCACUUCUUUGCCCGCCCCUCGCCGCGGCUCCCGAUCAAUGGCAACCUCAACUUUUUACCACAUUACCACUAUCAUUUCAACACAAUCUUGGAUCACUGCAACAGCCUCCUAUUAUGCAAUGACGCAUGGAGCACGCGCUGCGUGGUCAACCCCGCCACGAGACAGUGGGAUAAUCUCCCUUGGGAGUAUAAGAACGCCAACCCGCAUCUUGUGUUUGACCCCACCAUCUCACCGCACUAUGAGGUGUUCUCGAUUCCGCGAGUGCCUAACAAAAUAGUCCCAAACACACCGCCACAGGUGCCUCAAAGACUCACCGAGUUCGGGAACCUGAAACAAUCGUCAUGGUCACAUGUUGUCGAAGAUGGAUCCACAGAAUCAACAUUGAAAGAGCACAAACAAAACAGUGAUAUUGUCGUGUUUUGA